Girardinichthys multiradiatus is the source of this 8300-nucleotide messenger RNA. RefSeq names its product NHS-like 1a (gene nhsl1a). Gene Ontology annotation, biological process: cell differentiation. The record is from RefSeq and is a predicted model, not a curated record. The transcript has 9 exons. Lineage: Eukaryota; Metazoa; Chordata; Actinopteri; Cyprinodontiformes; Goodeidae. Bases 1124 to 7612 code for a protein of 2162 amino acids.
UACUGUGAUAUUUUAGUUGGUUUACUUUAAUAACUCUUUGAAAAGGACGAGGAAAUUCCUCAAACCUUGCUUUCGUGAUUGUACACACUGGGGUCUAUUUUCAGCGGUGAAUUAAUCCAUGUCUGAACUUGUCGGCUUGUCAGAGUUUGUUUCGAUGCUCCAUUUUUUCCAGAAGAAAAUUGUUGAAUGUCACCAGCUGUAAGUUGAAAAACACCCCAACAGAUGCUGACCUUCUGGUUUCUGGUUCUCAGGGUCAGAAAUGACCCAGUAACACAGCAACAUGUAGUGGUGAGUGUGGAGGUGAAAACCUGCUCAAUGCUGGCCAUCUGCGGGCCUGGAUAAUCCUUGUUAGUAGAUUAAACCUGCAGAGCAGAGCUCUGUCAACAUGUUGGAAGAAAGAACACACUUUCUGCUCGACUGUCCUGCCCUCGAACUCCUGCAGAAGAAGAAGGUUUGGGAUGUUUGGAGGUCUAUGUUUUUUCCUGUGAAGGAAUGAGAAGAGGCUGCACUGAGCUGCAGAGUUUUUCAUGCAAAUCUGGAUGCGUCUUUAUUGUGAGUUGGAUGUUUUAUCAUGAAUGGUGGCCAGACAUCUGGGAAGAUUUUCAUGAAAAAACUCAAGCUAAUCCUACAUUUUAAUGGAAGACAUUUUCUCUGAGAAACUGUAGAAUUAAAUUUCACUUUCUUGUGAAAGAUUUCUGGGGACGUUUUGGAUUAAGUGAGUUUCUGGAUUUAAUCUGAAGAAGCACCUGGAAGGUUGUGUUUCCAGCAUUGUUCAUUUUCAGCAUUUACUGCAUCGUUUUUCAAAGAUUGUUAGAUCGUUAUAUGUGGCAUGACAUUAUUUUUCUCAGCAAGAUCUAAAGAGUAAAGGCUUCAUUUUAAAUGCAAUUUUUUGUAAUGUGAAGAGCUCAUUAUUUUCCUCCUUCACACUACAGUAACUAAAGACCAAAUUAGUCAGCUAAUAUAGAAAAAAAUGUGUUUGUUGGGAAGAAUUAAGAAGACUAAAUUUCAUGAGCUUUUAUGAUGAAAAGCUUGAAGCCUUUGUGGACUACUAAUAAACUAAACUGCGGCCCAGAGUUCGUGCAGACAUUUUAUAAACCAGGGAUUGCUCACUGAUCUGGACAGAAUGAUUUCUUAUGUUGAAUGUCUGGGAGGUGAGGGGGCAGGUCCUGGUGUGUCUUCACACUGCUGGAAUGGGGGACCCAACGAAGAACGAGAUGAGCUUCUUCCACGCAAGAUUGCCGCCCUCCAGCCUAAAAUGGAAGGCAGCCUGAGGCGGCGCCUGCUCAGCGCCAAGAUCUACCAACAGCAGACUGCCAUGUUGAGGCUGAAUGCCAGCAGUGUAAACAGGCCAGCAUCGCCUCAACUUCAGUGUAACCCCUGGCACCUCCCACCAAGACAGCAUGUUCACCCUUCUCUUCCACCUGAGACUCAUGGGAAACUCUUCUUCUCCCCAGAAACGUGUGGGAAACCCCAAAUAAAAACCUCUCCCCUUCAGGUGCAGCGCCCUUCUUGCCCUGUCCUAACCCAUCUGCGGCGAACUAGCUCCUGUCCCCCCAACCCAGAACCUCGCCCUGGCUACGCCUUACCUGUUCACUCCCCUUUGAGUGUCACAAACCCUCCAAAGAACCUGGAGGUGCCAUUGCAGUAUCGUUACCAGCCCACCAAGAGACGCAAGACCAGAUUCUUUUUGUUCAGACGUGGCCAAGGGAGGGGCUCCAAGCAGGAAGCUCUGCCGACCACACCACUUCUGCAGAAAGCAGGGGAUGGGGACAGUAAAUGGUCUGUUCACUACAGUACCCAGAAGCCUCAGCAGGGCCUGCGGUUCAUUCCUAGGAAAAGACGAUCGGGCAGUGCUGAUGACCUGCGAGCAUGCAACGGCCUGAGUCAGCAUGGCAGCUUUAAGGCCUGUCCACCUAGUCCCAACUUUACACCGUUCUCCGGCCUCGACCAGUCAGAGGGCAGCGCUCACAGAGGGUGGCGGAACAAAGGCAGAAAGAUGAGGUCCAGAGUCUUGAACUUUUUCUCUCAGUCUUGUUUUUCAGUUUGUUUCAAGUUUCCACUUUGGAGGAGAAAGUCUUCAGCAUCUUCAGAUGAAGAUGAGAAGUUCUUCCUUACCAACCCACGACCCAUGACUCCGCUGGUCCUGAAUCCCAUCAGUCUCACGUCCGGCUGGGAUGAACUUGGAUCGCCCAGUGAAUCAAUCCCCAACAUGGAGAUGGAGCCCAUUCAGCGUCUUCCAACACCAGAAGAGAAGAUGAGGAAGCAGGCGGAGGCAGUCGCAGCUGACAUAGUUCCUAUCAAUGUAACAGGUGAGAGUUUUGAUCGACAGGCCAGUUGUCGGAGAACAAUCUCUAAUGCCGAUUCACUGAAUCGAAGACCUAAUAAACUGAGCCGUCGUAAGACCGUUUCUGCCAUAUCAGAUGAUGUCAUCCCGAAGCCUUCAGUUUCAGUGGAUCUUCCCGGUCAGUACUCCACAGUGGGUCGACCUUCUUCCUUAAUCUGCCCCUCCUCACAUCAACAAAAGAGCAGAGAGGUGGAUUUGGAGGAGAGUGAAGACAACAGAAAGGAGGAACAGUUUAUCUCAAGGAGAAUCAGAGCCCCGAAAGGAGACGGCAUGUCCAGCCUCAUGGCCUCCCUCACCUCCUCACCAAAUGUAGGCACACAGCCUGUCUCCUGUAGCUCAUCCUCCUCUGAAAUCCACAGCCUCCCCCAUAUGCCCACCAAUUCCUCUCUGAGCUCUGAGGUCAGCUUUAACAGCACCACCUAUAGGACGCUCAGUGCCUCCUCAUCAUCUUGCAGCCAGUCACAGGAUCAGCAAGGUUUCCCAAGCGACCUUCAGCCGCUGUUACCCUAUGAUCCUAAUGCCAGAGUCAUUCCUCAGUCUCCUUCCUCCUCAUCGUCUUGUUUUCCUUCUUCCCCUGUCAACUCCAGCAACUCUGACACCCCCAGUCAGUUGCAAUCAGAGUGGUCUUAUCCCAGUGAUUUAAAUGACAGUCCCUCUUGUCACCUAUCUUCCUCAUCCAUAGCUGAUUCUGUGUCUCAGUUUAGUUACCAGGCUCUGGAUGAUCAGACCAUGACCCAAGAAAAUGCCCUGAACUUCUCUGAUGGUGACUCCUGCAGUGGGGAGAGCUGGAGCUACAGACCUUUUUCUCCUAGCUCCAGCAUCCACAGCAGUAUCACUCAGGACACAAGAUGUGUCUCUGAAGAAGAAUGGAACUGUGACCUCCUUCUUGCCUCUGGUCGUUCCAACCCUUUCUGCAUUGACAACACCUCCCUUUCUUCAGAGAAGAUAUCAUCAUCUCCCUCGCUGAACCGGGAGAAAAGGAAGUCCAGCACUUCAGCAUUCUGCUCCCACACAUCACGCAGCAUCUCCCUACGCAAGUCCAAGCGCCCACCUCCACCACCCCUGCGCUCAGACUCUUUGAGGCGCCGGCCAGGUCGCAGCAAAGCCUCUCGUUCUUCAACAAGUCCACGUCCUGACCGGAGCCCUCGUGUGGAUCGCAGCACCUUGCACACACCAAUUUCAUCUUCUCAGACCUUCCCUGACCCCUGGGUGCCCCGGAGCAAUGCAAAAAGACAUCAAAGUGGUCUGAACUGUGGGACAGUCACAACUUUUUUUGAGCCUUUAAGUCCAAACUCUCAGAAGGCAACUAAUACUGACUCUGACCCUUCCGGUACCAACCUGAUGACCCCCAAACACUGCCACGUGCAUAACCCUGGAUCUCCAAGUUCAGUGGAUAAAGAUCUGGAAAUUGCUGUCAGCCAUCCACCUGACUACUCUGUUGCUGGGCUUCAGCGCCUUGCCUCUCCAUCCAGUGGAUACUCCAGUCAGUCUAACACCCCCAGUCCCGGAACUCCAGUCUCUUCACCCCACAAUCCUUCCUCCCCUCUUACAGCAAGCCCUGGUGAAUUUUCCCUCCCUCCAACUUCCCCUUUCUUUUCUUCAUGCUCUUCAACCCUACCACUUUCCCCCACAGCAUCUUCCCUGCCCAGGACUAGGUCACGUGACAAAGGGAGGCCAAAGCCACCAGUGCCACAGAGGAAGUCAUCACUUCUUUCUUCCUCAUUUUCCUCCACCUCUUCUCUUUCCUCCUACACCUCAUCAGAUUCCUUAGCCAGGCAACCGCUUCACCCCAGACUACCUCCUCCUCCUCCACUUCCACAACCUACCCCCACUGCCCAUGAGUUCUGCCCCCAGGUUCCUAAUCUUCCCCCACCUCCACCACCACCACCUCCUCCACUUCCACAGCUCACUUCCUCAUUUCCUGAGUUCUGUCUUCAUGCUCCUUGUCUUCCAUCUCCUCCACUUCCACAGUCCAGCCCUCCAGGCCCUGAGUUCUGUCUACCCUCUUCUCCUCCUCUCCAACAGUCUGCUCCUCCGGAGUUCUGCCUCCGUGCCCCUCCAGCCAUCACUUCUGAUCGUCCACCCCUUCUAGAGUCUUCCUCUUCUUCUACUUCUUCACCACUUACCUCUCCUCCCAUGCAUGAGUUUUGCCUCCAUGUUCCUCCAUCUUUUACUAAACCUCCUCGUCCUUUUCCACUUCCCAUUGGUUACCCAGCUUUGUCCCUACCCCCUCCUCCUCCUUUACCUAUCUCCUCCCGGCCUCCUCCUCCUCCCUACUCCUAUGCUGUAAGGCAGACCUCACAUCAUGCUCUGGUCUCCACAGUACCCUCCAACUUUGAUCCAUUGCCAACCUUCCUACCACCUCUGCCAUCUAUGGAAUUCUCUGAUAUGCCUGACUUACCUCCUCCACCACCUUCUCCUCCACCACCUGCUCUCCCCAAACACUCCUCCUUUUCUUCCCUACCAUCAAGUCCAGGCCUGUCUCCAAGGCCCUACUCUCUUCUGAUCACCGCUCAAGCUUUGCAGUGUGUCAAGCUUCGCUCGGUCAGGAACCAGGAAGUACUGCAAGCCAAACAUGACCCUACUAACAGCCAACUUCACACUGAAGUUAGUAAGUCGCUGACUAACAGUAACCAAAGGGAAGAGACUCAACCGGACUGUGAUGUAUUGAAUGAGGUGUUUCUUGAUAGUCUGGUUAACACUGAAACAAAGGUGUCAGCGCCAGGAGCAAAACAUGCUAUCUGUCAUGUAGUUGGCAGUGACACAAGUCCAAUAAUUGCUAACAGCAAUAUUCAAGUCAGUACUGAAGUAAAAGAGCCAGGACUCCAAUGCAAAGACCCAAUCACAGGUGAGAAUGGGAAUUCCAUUACAGAGUCAGGUGAUGCUAAUUUUCAAAGACUACAAAGCAGCUUGGCUAACCAAAAAGACCAUGGCAUUACACUUAAUAAAGAAAUGGCACAAAACACCCAAUCCAAUGGGCAACAGAAUGCAAAAUUGAACUUGUAUCGCCCUCUGGCAAGUGUUAAAGCAUCCAGUCCUGAAGGUCCAUGGGUAAAAAUCUGUCCUGAUGAGGACAACCUACAUCGCAUCAACACUAAUAUCCAGAAUCUUUCAUUGGAACUACCUUGCUCACAAGCAGACUCUGCAAAACAUAUAGAAAGAUUAAGAGAAAACAAGACCAAGUUACCAAAAAAGAUAAAUGAACAUGAUAGAGAUGAAAAGAAUAAGUCUGAACUACAGAGUCAGACUGAUGUGAAAAACAUUAAAAGGGAUUUUCAGUCAAGUUGCCCAAGGAAGCUCUGCUCCCCAGAGAAACCUGUUCCACCUAAGAAACCUGAUAUUGGCAUUGUGGGUCUCAUGACAUCUCCAAAGGCCAGAAGAGGACCAGGAGGGCCAAGUUGCCAUGGGAUAAUCACAGACUCCUCCGCUACACCUAACACUUCAGAUUCCUUCAACACACAGUUCCAUACAUAUUUACCUAACAAUAUGCCAUCACCAAAGUAUUUGACAACCACCUCCAACAAAUCAGAAAUACCCGAAUGUUCGACGAACACCAGAAACUCACCUGCCAGUUCCCCUCAACGACAGACGCCACAGAUUUUGCACAAGAAGCUGGAUCUUUCGUUGACAUCUCCCAAAACAGCAAAACCAGUUUUUGCAUCCAAAAACACUGGUGAGACAUUCAAAGGGACUACAAGGACCAUUGAGAGCCUUAAAACCCAGACCACAAUGGAAACCACAAACACCUUUGAAACCGACACAAGAGCUGGUAAUGCUUACAACAAUGCCUGCAGCACAUUGCAGAUGAUAGGUAUCUAUGCGACCCAUUGCUCUUCAGAGUCAACGGGUAUGGUGCCCUCAGGAGUCCAAAAAAUAACUUCCACCUGGAUAGAAGAAAUUCAAACUGGGGUUGCUGAGCCCUGUUUUGGUGGGAUCAUUGGGAAUAGGCAACGGAACGAGGAGAUAACCAAUCAUAGGAGGAUUAUGAAAUCCUCACUCACUGAAGAUAAGGAAGACGAUGAGCAGGACAGACUGGAAGAGAGUGGGAGGAAGAAAACAGUCAUGAUGAUGUUGACUUCAUCCAACAACAAAGGUAAAUCAAGGAAGAGGAGGAAGAGGAGGCUGGGCCGACAGCCGUUGAUAAUGUCACCAAAAAUGAAGCCCUCUCCCUCCUCCUCAUCAUCAUCAUCAUCCUCUUCUUCGUCUUCAUCAUCUUCAUCAUCAUCAGAAGAUGAACAAGAUGUGAUAAGAGAAAGGAGCGAACGGCGAAGGAAAAUCAAAGUGUGCAAUCAAGAGACAAGUGAUUCUGAAAGCUCUUACACUCUGAUUGGUCAGAGCAGGUUUUCACUUAGCAGUGUGCUGUCAGCUGAGAGCCUGCAGGGGGAGCUAUCCCUGCCGGACCUCCUGAUCAAGGAACCAGAUGAGGAGGAGGAACGAGGAAAGGAAGAAACCCAGCAGAAAGGUGAUGGGGCCAAGGAUGCUGACAGAUCUUCUGAUGAUGAUGUGUUCGUCAACGUUUCAGCAGAUCAGAUGUCGAUCUCUGGUCACCCUCGAACCACAGAGGAUCUAUUCGCCAUCAUCCACAGAUCGAAGCGAAAGAUGCUUGGAAGAAGAGACUUAGGAGAAGAGCAGCACUGGGUCGCCACUUCCUCACUUUCAUCGUCCUCCUCUUCUUCCUCUCCGGAGACUCCCACUCAUCCUCCAUCCUGCUUGACCCAAGCUGCAGGGUUCAGGAAUCACAGGUCAGCCAGAAGUGACAGUUUUAAGGCUCUCCUGCUGAAGAAGGGCAGUCGCUUUGAAUCAUCUUCUAGAAUCUCAGCGGUAGAGCGUCUUUGUGUCGGUCAGCUUCCACCUUCUGUUACUGACCACCAGAAGAUGCCUCCUCCUCCUCUGACUCCUGCCCAGUUAAAAGCUGUAAAUCCCUCCCCUACAACAGGAAAUCCCAGUGGUCUUCUGACUGUGACUGUCCCUCCUUUAUCUCCCUGCACGCUCCCCAUGAUGUUUGGUUGGAGACACCGGAAUCUGAUGCGCAGUCAGCUCCUUCUCACCUCCAACUCUUCGUCACCCUUCCUGGUCUUUUCCUCCUCCCACAUGCGAUCUCGGUCCCUCACUCCUCCCUGCUCCAGCAGCCGACGGUUUGCCAGCCGCUGCCGCCUCUUUGCCUCGCCCAUGACUGCCAUCUUCGAAGGGGAAGAUGAGGAGGAAGAUUUUGUUGAGUCGCUGGGGCAUGGCGGAGAAUCCAAUCUGAGCAUGGUUGAGGCUUCUUAAAGGACACGUUGACAGAAAAACUGUCUCUGAAUGUUAUAAAAGCAGCUCUGAAUGCACUGAAACAGGCCUCAGACGUCUGUGCGUUCAGUCUUUAUGGGUCUCCUCAUGAUUGUGGACUGGAUUUCUCCAGAACCCAAGCUCAUUGUGCGCUUUUAUUCCUUUACUGUCAUUUAGGUUGUUGACUGUUUUGCACUUUACUGUUAAUGUUUUGUAACCAGAUUCUGGAGAUUGUUCUAACUUUAACAAAAACUGAUUUGUGUCCCUCUCAUAAAGUGUUUGUUUUGUUGAAAAGAUGUUAGAAAUACAAUUAUAAUGAAUAUAACUGAUACCAGUAAAGCAGUGACUAACUGCAUAUAACAAGCUUGCAUGAUUGUUAAGGGUGCUAGUUGUAAAAGCUUUGAAGCACACAUUCUCCUCUUCAUUUGUCCGUUCCAGUAUAGAUUUCCAGUCUGCUGCCUCGUCCACAGGGUCGGGAACAAACUAAACCCCAUCAAAAUGUUUGCCUCCAUCAGGAAUACACUGAAAGCAAUACAGUACAUGUUUUUAACAAACCCGGCCAAAAGAAAAUGCUAAAAAGUUCGUCUUUCACAAUACUGGGAUACAGGUGAAAGUAGUGAGAAAAGCCAGUCCUCUAUGGAGCAGCACAGCUCAGUCAUAGUCUCCAGUAGAAACUCUGAUCUAAGCUUAA